Penicillium macrosclerotiorum is the source of this 1923-nucleotide messenger RNA. RefSeq lists its product as uncharacterized. The record is from RefSeq and is a predicted model, not a curated record. NCBI's taxonomy places the organism in Eukaryota, Fungi, Ascomycota, Eurotiomycetes, Eurotiales, Aspergillaceae. The coding region runs from base 1 to 1923 and encodes 640 amino acids. The transcript has 5 exons.
AUGGCGCCGCCUCGAUUUCUUUCUGUCUUUCGCCAGCCCUUAUCUCAUACCAGGCCAUUAGCGGGAGGUCCUUCCUCAUCGCGUCUUUUGGCGGUUCUGACGCGCCUCCCCAGAGAACAUCAUGGCAUGUUGCCGUGGAUUGCUUGUCCACUCGAUAAAUCUCAAAGACUUCCCCAGUUGUAUCAUCAUCCAGAUGCGACACCGAUCGAACUCUUUUUCGAUUUGUUUUUUGUGGCCAAUUUAUCUACCUUCACAGCUACACAUGAGAUUAACAACGUCACACUAUUUGAUGUUCGCUUUGCUCGGGACUCCUUCUUUGAAAGGGUUUGCAAAGCCAUUCAGCUGGGGGCAAUGGUCGGCUUUGCAUCCGCUGGGUCUCGCUUCACUACGCGCGUCCGGGACGAGAAUGUCUGGGCAUUUCAAUCCCUCAGUCUCAUUCUAGCCGGAAGUCGAAUACUAUUGGCCGUUCAAUAUACGGUCAAUGUUGCUUUCAUUCACCCAUACAUGAAACCCGCUGCCCGGGGAGUAGCUUACACCGCUCUUGUGUUUUGGAUGACAACCAUCUUCUAUCUCGGGAUGUACUUUGCCUUUAGCCGAGGCAACGGCCUUCGUCCUCAAAUAUGGACCGUCUGGUUCGUCAUGUUCGGGUUUGAAAUGUGGACUGUUCUGGGUGUUUCCUGGCUCUUCCCAGAAAUUGGAUUCCAAGACACUCAUCUCAACAUCCGGAUGGGUCUUCUAACUCUCAUCAUUAUUGGAGAAGGUGUGAUUGCGGUGACUCGAAUUGUUAACAAGACGGUUCGGCCCGGGGGAUGGACCAAAUGGUCGUUUGUCCACAUUCUGGGGGUUACUACCAAUGUGUAUCUUCUUUGGCAGGUGUACUUUGAUGUCUCACCAUGGCAUCGAUAUGGGAGGCUCAAACAACAGAUCUGGGUUCAGCUACAUUUUCCGUUCCAUGUUGCACUGAUUCUCCUACUCGAGGGUUCCCAGAUCCUUGCCCUCACUUUGGAUGUGACACUUAAAUUGAGAUACCUCGAAGAAACACUACUUUUUGUAUGUGAGGAGCCGCGCCCCAGUACAGCUAUAGCUGUUGAACUCAUCCGAAGCACAAUCUCCGAUAUGGAGAUUCCGUUCAGUCGAGGCGCGACACAAGAGUGGACCGCCAUCUCGAGCCUUUUGGAAGACUUAUCUUUGCAGCCUCUAUGUCCUGACAUCACUGUCCUCGGCUACGCUUUCACCGAGGAUCUUUUCAGCGAUCUCAUGGGCAAUGUCACUGCAGCGCUUUUCUCAAGCAUGGAUAUAACCCCAUCCAAAAAAGUCAACAUCAGCUUCCUCAGUAGCCAGCAGUUGCUGCAGAUGUAUAUGAAGCUACUGGCAUUCGUGUAUAUAUAUUUUUUUGUCGUCGCCAGUAUAUCCAUGUGCAUCUUUGCCGCGUUCUUAGUACUCUCUCGGCGCCAUAAAAGCAGACUUUACCUUGGUCUCUCAAUGACCAUGCGUAUUCUACUUGCUGUUUCACUGGCUAGCCUUGUUUCCUUUUCCAGCCAUUUCCCACUGGCCUACACCUUUAUGACCUCGCCGGUCAUAUUAUACGCUUUCACAUUUACCCUCCUUGCUGGUCAGUUUCUGAUCGCCACCUUUGAGGAUUCUGAAACUGAUUGGUGCCAGUGCUCUUGGUUGACCGACUUUUGGACACUCUGGCAUCCCGACGAGAUGCAGCUGACCGACGGACACGGGAAACUAAAGCCGAGCUUCAGCGUCCCACAGCUACGCUGGGGGUGGCGGGUAUGGAUCCAGAUGCCGCUGUGGAGACUGUCACUGAUCAUUGUCUCCGAUCUCAUGUCAGGGAACCUGUCAAUGUUUAGCUUGCCUUUAGCUAAUUAUGGGAUCCUGCAAGUGUACUGUAUGAUCAGUGCAGAUUCCCUGUAA